CCAAAACCGAAAACCCCAUAUCUAAGAUCGAUCUUCCACGACGACAACGCCAUCUUCUUCUUGCCUUAUACUUCUAACCGUACAAGAUGGCUCACAUGAACUUUGAAGCUCUAAGAAACCUCCACGAGAGCGCCAACCACCUCCUCCACUCACCAGUCAUUAGACAAUCCCUCGUGCACCACGGGAAGUGGACCGACGAUGUCUCCGAAGCGUCCCUGAGGAUGCUCGACGUCUGCAGCACCUCCAGGGACGUGCUCCUGCUCGUGAAAGACCACAUCCAGGACCUUCGAAUCACGCUGCGGAGGUCAAACAGCAUCGAUAUUUGCCCCGGCGAAGAUAACCCGAUCGCGGCGUACAACAUGAUAAAGAGAAAGUUGAAGAAGGAGACGGUCAAGUGUCUGCGUUCGCUCAAAGGGAUGAAGGGUGGAUCCGACGGUUUGGAUCUUCUACCAGUGGAUCACAGGCUCAAUGUGGUAGUUGACAUGCUAAGGGAAGUUAGGAUGACCAUUGUAGCAAUUGUAGAGUCGACAUCGACCCUUGUGUCCGUACCAUGGCUCGAGGGGAAAUCGACUAGAGGGUCACUGGCUACGAAGCUCAUGCGCUCAAGAGGCCCAAGCUUGAGUGACACGUGGGUCGAUAGAGCGGCACUGGAGAGUGCUGACACGAGGUUGGAAGCAGUGGAGAUAGCCAUUGAAGAUCUUGAGAUCGAGCUCGAAUGCAUGUUCAGGAGGCUGAUUCAGACCAGAGUUUCACUUCUAAAUAUACUCACCUACUAGGAGCAGCUAGCUAGUACCAAAGCUGCAUUGUAGAUGUUAUAUAGAACAAUAAUUUU
Molecule: messenger RNA, 832 nt
Organism: Punica granatum (pomegranate)
Lineage: Eukaryota; Viridiplantae; Streptophyta; Magnoliopsida; Myrtales; Lythraceae
Source: RefSeq, a predicted model, not a curated record